AUGGGUAUGGAGAAAUAUAACAAUAUGGAUGGCAAGCCAUCAGAAUACCUGUAUCCUCCCGAGAUACUCAAGCGUUUGGAUUUCGACAAAAGCCCGGCGAAGUUUAAGCCUAAGAUCAGCGCGGCGAAUCCCGGGGAGGACUGGAUGGUCGUAAGGCCAUUGCAGCGCUCUGAUUAUGAUAAAGGAUUCCUGCAGCUGCUUGGACAGCUGACCAGUGUGGGCAAUGUCACGCGGAAGCAGUUUGAAGAUCGUUUUACAAAAAUGAAGCAGUCUGGCGGUUACUACGUCACAGUAAUCGAGGACACCCGUAUAUCUAAACUGAUUGGAGCAGCCACACUCACUAUUGAACAGAAGUUCAUACAUAACUGCUCUGUGAGGGGACGACUUGAAGAUGUUGUUGUCAACGACACUUACAGAGGCAAGCAGCUGGGAAAAUUGAUCGUAGUAACAGUAUCGCUGUUAGCUCAGGAGCUUGGUUGCUACAAGAUGUCUUUGGACUGCAAAGACAAACUCAUCAAGUUCUAUGAAACUCUUGGAUACAAGAUGGAACCCGGAAACUCUAACGCUAUGAACAUGCGGUUCGAGGAGCCAUCUUGA
Molecule: messenger RNA, 597 nt
Organism: Spodoptera littoralis (African cotton leafworm)
Lineage: Eukaryota; Metazoa; Arthropoda; Insecta; Lepidoptera; Noctuidae
Source: the annotation of a GenBank genome assembly